AGAAAAAUGGAGCUUAGCAGCGGGAAUGAAAAGCAGUUGUACCAAAACGUCAUCGUAAUGAGGCACGGGCCACGCCUCGAUAACUUUGACAAGAGUUGGACUAGCGGCGCAAACUCCGACCGUCCCUGGAACCCACCGCUAUACGACGGCGACGAGUUCAAGAACCUUUACUCAGAGACGGCGAAGAAGAUUUGGGAAGAGGUCGGAGCCCCGAUCCACCGCGUCAUCGUCUCCCCUUUCCUCCGCUGCCUGCAGACGGCGUCCAGGACCAUCGAAGCCCUCUCCUCCCAAGAACUGUUGUCCUCCUCAACCACCGCCGGCGUCGUACAUUUCAGUCCUCCCCAAAUUAAGGCAUCAGUUGAGUAUGGAUUAGCAGAAAUGAUGAACAAGAUAGCAAUAUGGGUACCUCCUCAAGAUGGAGAUUUUAAAUUUGUAAUCUCAGAAUGCGAGACUCACUUACCACCGGAAACCCUACGUCACAGUACUACACAACAAGUCUAUGAGAAGCUACCGGAGUGGGAAGAGACGCAAGAAGUUGCAUGGGAUAGGUAUAAUAAAGUUGUUCGUGCACUUGCUGAUAAAUAUCCUCGUGAGAACUUGUUGUUGGUCACACAUGCCGAAGGAAUAAUGGCUUUGGCAUCUACAUUCAUAGAAGGUGGGCGUGCACGAGCGGAUUAUUGUGGAUAUGUACACUUAAGAAGACCUGUUAUCAAUUUCGUGUUACAGGGCCAGUCUCACAUUACAUUGCGUGGAAAUUAAAGUGAUGAAUCAUUAUUACCAUCAUCAUAUGCGCUUAUGAAUAAUCUACCCUAUUCUUACCGAUGAGAUUCUUCUUCUUUAGUUUCAAACAUUUCAUUUUCAUAUCUUUGUAAUGAACCUCUUAAUGUGUGGAAUUUUAUUUUUAAUUGUUCUAU
Molecule: messenger RNA, 914 nt
Organism: Cuscuta europaea
Lineage: Eukaryota; Viridiplantae; Streptophyta; Magnoliopsida; Solanales; Convolvulaceae
Source: the annotation of a GenBank genome assembly